GCCACAGCCGGGAGCCGGGAGCCGGGGCUGGCGGCGGGCAGGGAGGCGCGGGCGGCGGAGCGGCGGGAUGCGGCGGUGCCGGGCAGCGGCGCUGGCGGGGCUGACAGCGGUGCUCCUGGCGGCUGCGGGCAGAGCCCAGGUGCAGCAGGACCCGUGGACAGAGACCACCGAAGACACCGGCAUCAAAAUCAACUGCUCACACCCCAACACAGGGCUUUACGACUCCAUCCAUUGGUAUCGUCAGCUCCCGGGCCGAGGCCCCGCAUUCCUCGUGAGCGCUAUUCAAGGCUCCAAAGAGCUGCAGGACCCGCCGGGGCGGCUCUCGGUGGCGGCAAAUCGCCGGUUCAACGUCCUGUGGCUCUCCCGGCCCCGGCUCCGGGACGCGGCGGUGUACUACUGCGCCCAGACACGGAGAGAGGAGCCGGGGCUGCGGCCGAGCAAAAACCGCUGCGGGCGGAGCCGGGCGUGUGUGUCGGGGGCGCUGGACAUCGGCGGCCGGGCCCGCGAGGUGGCGCUGCUGCUCCGCCCGGUACCGGCAUCGGGCCCGUCGAGCACCCCGCAUUCGUGCCCCGGUGCAUUCCCCGGACGCGGCUCUGGAUCUAAGCUCCGGGCAGAAACUCAGGAAGGCACUGAGACCGUCCACUCUAUGCCGCGAAAACGAGCAAAGGCGAAUGGGCCUCAUUCUUGCCCUCCUCACAGCAGAGGUGUGUCUAUGUCACAUACACUCUGGUACACUCUGCAGGAAGCAGCGAUUUCAUUGUGCCUUGCUCUGUAGUGUGUUAAGCAUCUUCCGAGGGACAGGGAUUCCGGAGCUGGGAAAAAUGAUCUUCACCAUGGCUUUGCCAGCAUGUGUCCUGCUAAUCCAGACAGGUUAGUAUACUCAUGCACUUCCUAUUUUUUCCCACAUUUUUUAGUAGCCUGUGAGCAACUAUGUGCUGACAAGAUGAGGACAGGCAGUAAUGCAGAGGGGUGGUGGAAGUAGAUACCUGAAAUUUCCUUUCCCUUGGAUAAAGGAAAGGUGUGGAGCAAACACAGCCUUAAACACAAAGCAAGAGAGAAGGAAGCAAGCUGCUCUGCAGACACAUUUCUGUCUGUGUUGCAGGUCUUGUUGGAGGUAACCCCCCGAAGCAAUUCCUCUCCGAUGUGUCAGCCAGAGUUGGGCAGCGAGUGGUUCUGCCCUGCCAGUCCACCAUCGAGGACAGUGGCAGCGGUCUGAACUUCUUCUGGUAUCGCCAGCUCCCAG
This is a messenger RNA of Neopsephotus bourkii (Bourke's parrot), 1243 nucleotides long. RefSeq lists its product as uncharacterized. Gene Ontology annotation, biological process: response to bacterium. NCBI's taxonomy places the organism in Eukaryota, Metazoa, Chordata, Aves, Psittaciformes, Psittacidae. The record is from RefSeq and is a predicted model, not a curated record.